This is a messenger RNA of Carassius carassius (crucian carp), 676 nucleotides long. Its product is annotated as ferritin, middle subunit-like. The transcript has 4 exons. Lineage: Eukaryota; Metazoa; Chordata; Actinopteri; Cypriniformes; Cyprinidae. The record is from RefSeq and is a predicted model, not a curated record. Gene Ontology annotation, molecular function: ferric iron binding; ferrous iron binding. Gene Ontology annotation, biological process: iron ion transport; intracellular iron ion homeostasis. Gene Ontology annotation, cellular component: cytoplasm. Bases 47 to 574 code for a protein of 175 amino acids.
UUCUUAUUUAUUUUGGACCAAAGUUUUAAUAAUAAAACUUGCCGAAAUGGAGACUUCUCAGAUUCGCCAGAACUAUGACCGCGACUGCGAGGCUCUGAUCAACAAGAUGAUCAACUUGGAACUUUCCGCUGGAUACACCUACACCUCCACGGCUCAAUACUUCAAACGGGAUGAUGUCGCUCUUCCUGGUUUUGCCAAGUUCUUCAAGGAGAACAGCGAGGAGGAGCGCGAGCAUGCUGAGAAGUUCAUGGAGUUCCAGAACAAGAGAGGGGGACGCAUCAUGCUUCAGGACAUCAAGAAACCUGAUCGUGAUAUGUGGGGCAAUGGACUGAUUGCUAUGCAGUGCGCUCUUCAGCUGGAGAAGAACAUCAACCAGGCUCUGCUGGAUCUGCAUAAGGUCGCCUCUGAGAAGGGAGACCCUCAUCUGUGUGACUUCCUGGAGACUCACUACCUGAAUGAGCAGGUUGAUGCCAUCAAGAAACUUGGUGACCACAUCACCAACCUUUCCAAGAUGGAUGCUGGCAACAACAGGAUGGCAGAGUACCUGUUUGACAAGCACACCCUGGAAUGCUAAAUGCUGCCCUGAGAUAAUUUAUUAGGCAAUUUAUUACUGAACAUUUUACAUUUUAGGGGUUAAACUUUAAACAUCAAAUAAAAAGUCCAUCUCAAUUUAUAA